Messenger RNA from Gamsiella multidivaricata, 3904 nucleotides. RefSeq lists its product as uncharacterized. Bases 147 to 3806 code for a protein of 1219 amino acids. The record is from RefSeq and is a predicted model, not a curated record. The transcript is spliced from 4 exons. Gene Ontology annotation, molecular function: protein binding. Lineage: Eukaryota; Fungi; Mortierellomycota; Mortierellomycetes; Mortierellales; Mortierellaceae.
CAUUCUCUCCACCUCUCCAUCCCACUCCACCUCUCCAUCCAUUCGUCCCAUAAGCACUCUCCCCCUCGUCUUCGCCUUCCUUUCCUCGCCCGUGCUUGCCUCCUUCCUUACCCAACCUCCUCUACCCCUCUUUCGCUCCUACAGCCAUGUCUUCCGCUGUGGCCGAAGCUGCGUGCUCACACAUCAUCCAGGCGCUGCAGAGCCACCUCUCCUUCCUCCACGACCAGGGUGUCAUCGCCGACGACUCCCUGAAGAUUGUCUUGGCCGAGAUAUGUAAACUUGACCUUCAAGCCAUAUCCGCUCCUUGGAGCAAUGCCUCGCUGCAUAACCAGACCCAUCAGGAACCACACCUGAGCAAGCAAUCGCCCGAUAGCGACCUGCAAAUGCUUGUCCUGCCUUCCAGAAAAUCCACUAUCAUUGUCAACUCUGUAGAGUCGACGUCGCUCGCUUCCGACAGCCCCGCUCACAAUACCUACCCCUACUCUCACCAGCACCACCAAGUAGACGAUGCCACAAGCGAGAGCGGCGAUGAGGUCGACCACGAGUCCGAUCGCCAGGAACAGGAACGCUUGCUGAGGCAGGAGCAGCUGUUGGUGCAUACCCAAGCUGACCACCUGAGCAGCGACUUGACCACGGGCGAGCUCGACAACCUUGUGGCCACAAGCGCAACGGACGACCAAGAUCAGGACGAUAGCGAAGUUGCAGUGCUGGAGGAAGCUGAUGGCGACGAGGACGAACAGGAGGCCAUCCAAGUUGUCCGCGACCGAGAGCUCUCAGCAUCGCCCAGCCCUCCCUCUACAAAGCCCGAGCUGCCGCCUCUGCUCUUCUCCAACCACUCCAAUGCCAAUGUUUUAUCCCCAAAGCCGACUGAAGCUCUCUAUGAGGAAGUUCGUACACAAACCUCCAGUGCGGCUGCUACUGCUACUGUUGCCGCAGCCGCAGCCGUGCCUCAUUCGCACCAUAUCUCGCAAGGUUCUGUGGACUCUUCGCUUGCCCAACCAACAGCCCGCUUCGAUUCCCCUUCUGCCGCCGCACUUGUGCACGCUAGUCAGGAUAAACAGGAUGAGCGCGCGGGAAGCAUCCAUGGUUCUGUGCCCCCAGCCUCAGCUAAUUUAGAGCAAUAUGAGCACGGAAACGCCACGGCCCAGUCCUCCAAACAUGAGCAUCCUCUAGCAGCCAGCAGCCCCCUGUCGGCGCAGCCCACGAUCUACAACCCAGUAUCCUCUCCGCCUGUAGUCUACCAGCCCCCAUUGAUCACCCCUCAACAGCAUCAGCAACACCAGCAACACCAACAGCACGAGCAAUCACGUCAUGUCUAUCAGCCCAAUCUUCCCUCGCCUAGUGAAGAUGCCACCAUGUCUAUUUCCGAUAUCUUGAAUGAGAUGGAAGGCAGCCAGCCAACUGCGCAUGGCAAGCCGCCAUCAUCGUCUCACAAUAUCCAUGAUGUGUCUGCCAGCACCGCAGUGUCGAUCGAUGCAAAGGAUUUGAUGGCAUCUGUGGAAUCUGGAAAGCACAAUGGUCAGCGUGGACCGACCCCACCGCCCAAGGAUGAGUCCAAUGCGCCAGUGACCUACCAGCCCCCGCCGUCCGUCCAAGCGCUGCCCCAGACAAAUACGGAGCCGACCUCUUCAACCGGCCCAUCAGCCUUCCCGGAUCAAAUUAUACCGCAGCCUCUGGCAAUGCCGGUUCAGGCUUACCAACUAUACCAGCCAAAGCCUUACCAGCCAAAGCCUUACCAGCCGAAGCCGAAGUCCUCUGUCAAAAUUAAUGCUCAAGGCCAGCAAUCGCAGACUCAAACUCAGGGACAGGACCUGGCAGGACAGAACACAACACUUCAACCUCAACCCGAGACUCAGUAUCAGGCACAGGCACAGGCACAGGCACAGGCACAGGCACAGGCACAGGCACAGGCACAGGCACAGGCACAGGCACAGAACCAGACGAUCCCACAACCUCAAAUUCAGUCGCAGGCACCGGUACAGUUCCCCACGCAAGUUCAGCCUCCAGGCUCGCAGCCAACUUCGUCACAGCCUUUCCAAUACCAGGAGCAGCCAUUGCAACAGCAGGCUGUUCAACAGGAACAGCAGCCUGUUCAACAGCAACAGCAGCCUGUUCAACAGCAACAGCAGCCUGUUCAACAGCAACAGCAGCCUGUUCAACAGCAGCAACAGCCUGUUCAACAGCAACAGCAGCCUCUUCAACAACAACAGCAGCCUCUCCAACAGCAACAGCAGCCUCUCCAACAGCAACAGCAACCCCUUCAACAGCAACAGCAACCCCUUCAACAGCAACAGCAGCCUCUUCAACAGCAACAGCAGCAGCAAAGCCUUCAGCAGCAGCAGUAUCAUAUGCAACAACAGUAUCAGGCGCAUCAGCAACAACAGCAGCAACAGCAGCAAAUGUAUUACCAGCAGCAGCAGCAGCAACAGCAGCCUCUGCCGCAUCAGCCAAUUCGUACUGGAUCCGAUCUGAAUAACCCAAUCCAUGCUGGUGGACCUUCUUCGGCCAACUCAUCGGCGAGUGAGUCGUCUUCCAAGCCUGCGGGCAAGGGCUGGAUGAGUGCAAUUCGUAGCACUCUUCUUCAUAAGGAUCCAAAGAGGGACUCCAAGGACGGCAAGGGUCAUCAUAGCACAUAUCCGGAAAGCCCGUCUCAUCCAGCCUCCACAGGCGCUUUCCCACCAUCUCAGACGCAGCACGGAUCACAGCAGGCACAGUUCGGGCCGUCCCAUAGCCAUUAUGGGGCACCUUCAUCCCAAUAUGGACCACCUCAGCCGCAUCUCGUUCAAGGACAAGCCCCAGUGUCAGCGCCAUAUGGUGCAGGCCAACCUGUUAGCGCUAUCUCUGGUGCACCCUUGAGCGCGGCGCUGACAGCCGGACCUGCGCUUGGUUCAGCGGCACCUGUUCAAGCACCCAUUCAUGGCCGCAAUGAGUCGUUCCAAAGCGACUCGAACGCAGCAUCAGCUACACCUCAACUUCAGCAGCAACAUUAUCAGCUCCAACAGCCCAUUCAGCAACAACAGCAGGGUCAACAACAUCCUUAUCAGAUGCAACAGCAGCAGUCUUAUCAGGGUCAGCAGCAGCAGCCAGUAGCCUCCCAGCCUUCUGGACAACAGCAGCAACAGUAUCAUCACCAGCUGCAGCCUGCGGUUUCAUUGCAAACCACUCCUGCGAUGGGUGUAGAGGGCAAUCAGGCUGAGCCUUUGGCAACGCAUACUGAUCAGAAUAAGAGUAUGGACCGCCCUUCCAAUAUGUCCAAUUCUUCCUUCAAUAGCACGUUAAGUCCAGAGACUCAUGAGGCCGCUUCUGCAGCUUCCGCAGCUUCUGCAGCUGCCGCUGCAAUCCAGGCUGCUCGUCUCACGACGUCCUCUUCCCCCGGUCCAAGUCAGAGCGUCCAUCCGGAAGGCGCUAUCACUGGUCCCUAUCAGACACCGAUCCAACCGCAGCCGCAGCCCUCGGUACAACAGCAGGAGCAGUCGCAUCCAGUGCCUGCCUCGCCCACUUCUGAUACCGGUAGUCGCGUAUCUAUCACCUCUGAGGUCCGCAAUAUUCAGGUGAUUGCGCGCGCUCAAGCAUUGUUUGAUUUUGCGGGCGAGGACGAAGGCGACUUGCCCUUCAAGGUCGGCGACAUCAUCAACGUCAUCGAGUUCUAUAGUGAAUGCGGAUUGGUGGCGCGGUAUCCUCAAAAAGGAUGUCGGUAUCUUCCCAACCGCCUAUGUUCAGGAGUUAAAACCCCCUGCGAAUGGCCAGUACCCGACCAUCUCGGUCUCUGUUCGGCAAUCGAUUAUUGGUUCCUCACCAACGGGUAGUGUCCAGCAGCAAAAGGAGCAAGGAUUAGGAUCUCUCGCCAAUCCAUUGCAGGCCCAGCCCUCGUUCCGUGCCAACUAUCAGCCAUCGCUCGGAGGCG